Molecule: messenger RNA, 522 nt
Organism: Linum tenue
Lineage: Eukaryota; Viridiplantae; Streptophyta; Magnoliopsida; Malpighiales; Linaceae
Source: the annotation of a GenBank genome assembly
AUGAUUGUGUGGGUCCAGCUGCCGGCCCUGAAAAUCCAUUUCUACCAUAAGGAAGUGCUCACGUCGUUGGGCAACUUGAUCGGAAGGACGAUCAAGCUCGACUACUAUACGCUUACUCAACAACGAGCAAAGUUUGCCAGGCUCGCAGUGGAGGUUGAUCUAUCCAAGCCCUUGGUCCCAAGGAUUUGGUUGGAUGAUGAUUGGCAAAAGGUUGAGUACGAGAAUCUUCCCAUGGUGUGUUUCGAUUGUGGCAAGAUCGGCCACCAGUCUACCGCCUGCCCUCUGCUUCGACCAAUCUCUAUGAUGGCGAUCGUGACCGCCGGUGGCGGAGAUACCCAGCUGGUUCCGGCGGAGGAAUCGUUGGAGACUAACCCGGGGUUCGGUCCCUGGAUGCUAGUUUCACACAAAUCCCGGCGGAAUUCAAGGGAAAAUCAAGGAAAAGGAAAAUUGGAGAAGGAAUCAGGGAGCCAAAUUCAAGGGAAUUCAAAUAGAAAUGGAAAGGGAGUGAGCAAAAUUAACUGA